Messenger RNA from Candoia aspera, 954 nucleotides. Its product is annotated as C-reactive protein-like. The record is from RefSeq and is a predicted model, not a curated record. Bases 82 to 813 code for a protein of 243 amino acids. The transcript is spliced from 2 exons. Gene Ontology annotation, biological process: innate immune response. NCBI's taxonomy places the organism in Eukaryota, Metazoa, Chordata, Lepidosauria, Squamata, Candoiidae. Gene Ontology annotation, molecular function: complement component C1q complex binding.
AAAGGCAGAAUUCUCCAAGGCAGGCUCAGCGACGGCUGGAUUCAAUCUUCUCUUCCCAAUCUUCUUUUGCUGCCCGUCAACAUGGGGACCCUUUCCCCCUUGCUUCUCCUUCUCUCUGGCCUGAUGGGCACGCUGUCCCAGGAAGAUCUCGAAGGAAAGGCCUUUGUUUUCCCUUUUGCUUCGAACGUGGCCUUCGUGAGGUUGAAGAUGGACAUGAAGAAGCCUCUGACCAGCCUCACAGUGUGUGAGAGGUUCCAGACAGACCUGGUGCGUCCGUUCGCCCUCUUCUCAUAUGCCACCAGGGGAGAGGACAACGAGUUCUUGCUCCACUGCGAUAAGCCAAACAUCUUCAGCAUCUUCAUGAAGCACGGGAUUGUCACCUUUGACGUCUCCAAAAAGCCGGCAUCUUCCACCGGCAGGGAGCACAUCUGUUUCAGCUGGGCAUCCAAAACAGGGCUGGGAGCUCUUUGGUGGAAUGGGAAACUCUUAGCUCGAAAAUCAAUCAUGAAAAACCUCGUUGUCCACGGCAACGCCUCCAUCAUCCUGGGACAAGAACAAGAUUCCUUUGGAGGUCAUUUUGAUGUCAACCAGUCCUUUGUGGGAGAGAUUGAAGAUGUCUACUUCUGGGACCGGGUCCUGGAACCUGAGGAAAUAUGUCGCGUUUGGGACAACCGCGUGGUGUCCCGUCCUCUCAUCGACUGGCGGGACCUACGUUAUGAAAUGCACGGAGAGGUUGUCGUGGCACGUUCCAGCAUCUGUGCCUGCCGCAGUGACCGUGCUGGGCCACCUCUUUGGUCACCCAGACAUCCGUGAAAAAUUAGCAAAUUGUGUGUGUUAAACAUCACCAACCCCUUUCCCUCCCACCUGAGUGAUUCGGUCAACAGCACUAUAGCAAUCUCCCCCAUCUUUCUGUUAUGAAAUGCACCAGCUUCCUCCCGCAGAAAUCCCAUUCCA